CUCAAGCCGCCCAGUGCCAGUGCCGGUACAGACGGGGGUUUAGUGUGCGGGUGACUGUCGCUUUGCUGUACACAUUCUUUACACAAUCAACAAACAUGAGUGACCUAGCAAUUGACACGGGCAAUCCUGAACUUGACAAGAAAGCAAGGGAGUGGCUUAAAUGGGAUAAGAAUGAAAAAACUCUUGAAGAGAUUAAGGAGCUGACAUCACACAGGGAUGUAGCAACACUGAAGAAGUUACUACUGAACCGUCUUUUGUUUGGCACCGCUGGACUUCGGGGCCGCAUGGGAGCUGGCUAUGCACAAAUGAAUGACCUUGUUAUUAUACAGACAUCACAGGGAUUUGGCAAGUACCUCACAACAGUUAACCCAGAAGCAAAGACGAAGGGUGUUGUCAUUGGUCAUGACAGCCGUCACAAUAGUCAUCGGUUUGCUAGAUUGGCUGCUGCAGCUUUUUUGAAUGCUGGAGUACCUGUUUACCUUUAUGGAAAGAUUGUACCAACACCAUUUGUACCAUUUGGUAUAAAUCAACUUGGAGCAGCUGCUGGAGUCAUGGUUACAGCAUCACACAACCCAAAAGAAGAUAAUGGCUAUAAGGUGUAUUGGGAAAAUGGAGCACAGAUCAUACCACCCCACGAUACAGGCAUACAAAAGAGCAUUGAAGAAAACCUUGUACCAUGGGAAAAUGCUUGGGAUACAGAAAGAGCAAUGGCACAUCCUGAGAUGAGUGAUCCUCUGGAAGAAAUAUCUAACAAAUACUUCAGCAUGUUGGCCUCCUCCAUGCUUGACAAGGAUAUGAACAAAGCAUCACCUCUCAACUUUACUGUCACUUCCAUGCAUGGAGUGUCUCAUAAUUACAUGGUUGAGGCAUUCUCAAGCUGUGGCUUUAAGCCAAUGAUUCCUGUAAAGGAACAAAUGGUACCUGAUCCAGAAUUUCCAACUGUCAAGUUUCCAAAUCCUGAAGAAGGUAAGAGUGCAUUAGACCUGUCUUUCAAGACAGCUGAUGAAAAUAAUUCUACAGUUAUACUUGCCAAUGAUCCAGAUGCUGAUCGGUUGGCAGUAGCUGAAAAACAACCAAGUGGUCAAUGGAAAGUGCUUACUGGGAAUGAAGAGGGGGCACUUUUUGGAUGGUGGGCUUGGUUCCGUAGCCGCCAACUCACUCAACACAUAUCUCCCAAUGACUGUUAUAUGGUGGCCUCCACAGUUUCCUCAAAAAUUCUUCGGGCAAUUGCAAAUAAGGAAGGAUUUCACUUUGUUGAAACACUGACGGGCUUCAAGUGGAUGGGCAAUGUAUCUUAUGACCUCCUGCAGAAGGACAAGACAGUGCUGUUUGCUUUUGAGGAAGCCAUUGGGUUUAUGAAUGGAUCUGAGGUACUGGAUAAAGAUGGAGUGUCUGCUGCCAUGCGCUUAGCAGAGAUGGCAACCUAUCUCUUAAAGCAGAACAUGACAUUGACUGAUAAGCUGCACGCUAUUUAUAAAAUGUAUGGGUACCAUACGUCCAACAAUUCCUAUUACAUAUGUCAUGAUCAGAAUGUUAUCAACAAGAUGUUUGAGAGAAUGAGGAACUUCACAGAGCCAAAUACUUAUCCAAAGAGUGUUGGCAAUGGCAGAUUCAUCAUAAGGGAUGUGCGGGAUUUGACAACAGGGUAUGACUCUUCACAGCCCAACAAACAAGCAGUCUUGCCAGUUUCCAAGUCUAGUCAGAUGAUAACUUUUUCCUUUGCCAAUGGCUGUGUGCUUACCUUGCGUACUAGUGGAACAGAACCGAAGAUCAAGUAUUACUCAGAAAUGUGUGCCACACCAGAACAAGAAGACUGGGCAGCCCUUAAAGCAGAAUUAGCAGAGCUGGUGGAGGCUGUAGUGCAGGAGCUGAUGGAGCCCGACAAGAAUGGUCUCAUUCCACGAGCAGACUAACUCCUGUGCUACAAUCUUUUUCCGUCUUUUUCUAAUAUUCAGUUUAUUUUAGACAUUUAAUUUGUUGUGUUCAUAUAUGAAAUAUUUUCUUUUUGGUUGUUCUUAACUUGUGACUGUUUACUUACUACUGUACAUCAGUUGAGAACUGUGCUACUUUACACAAACAAUUUUGUGAUACUUUAUGCCUCUCAGGAAUUGGCUUGUAGAAUGGUUGCAGUUAGAUGCUAUUGAUAAGUUUUAGAAAAUUUAAAUUGUCUUUCCCUAAGUAAUAUGUCUUUUUAUUCUUGGUCAUUUUUGCAUGUGAAAAGAAUCAGUCACUUCCGUGCAUUUCUUCAUUGAGAUCGAUUGAAAUAUUGUAUUACCAUUUAAAAAGAGGAUUCAACAAUUUACCUUCCAGUUAAAGAAAGAUUAUCAUGACUUUAAAGAUGAAUCUAUGAAGAAUGCAGAUGGGUCAGAUAAAUAAGCAAAAUAAAAAUCUUGCAUUAUAAUCCUUAAAUAUUUUUGUUAUAUAUACUGUUUAUUAUAUAUACACGGACUCUUUUUAUCAAGUCAACAUGUCAUCCUCUUCAACUGCCCAUGUUUCACUGCCAUACAAGAACAUGCUUAUCCUUCUGGCUACUUGCAACUUUCCAUUCAAAUAAAGAGAAGUUCCUUUCGUUAUCAAUAAAGGCAACGGCUCUCUAAACUUCUUCCAGUCACUUCUGAUUCCAACAACCUAUCAAGGUUCCAUUAGACCAAAGAUAGUCUCAGACUGCAACCUCUUCAUUCAAAUAACAAUAGUUUCAUGGUGACUGAGGAUAGAGAGGAGGAAUUCUUGAAAGAGGUUUCAUUAGUAAAUAAGAAAACAAAGUGAUAUUUCUGAUAGGAGGCCAGUGGCCUAUGUAGGAUCCUCUUAUUUUUCUUGACAAAUUGUCUUAGGCUGUGGAUAAUUGUGUGCAUUUUGAUAAUUACAGUUUACUAUGUUUUGGAAAGCUAAAAUAGGUAUGUGACUUGAUUUAUUGGUCAUUUAGAUGAGAAUUUUACAUUUCAGUUGAUGCCAGUUUUAAUUUAAUUUGGUUCUUUGUAUUGCUCAGCUCAUUAUCGUUGGCUUGAUUUAGUCUGAUAUAUUUCAUCCUGGUAUGGUUGUAGGGGAUUCCCCACUCUGUUUCAUUUGGGAGAUUGUGAAUUAUACUUUGUCAUAAACUGAACUGGCAGUUUUCCCAUGUUUCUGAGGAGGAUGUUUCCAAGAGAGGAUUUUUUUUAUGGAGAAUAGCCUACCAGGGCACAGGUGAUCGACCCACAACAGGGCCGGGGGAUAAGCGUAAAAGUAGAAGAGAAAAAGACUAUAUUAAUCUACACCAUGAUGAUGCUCUUUUGGGUAUACAUAGUACAGUGAUGUCUUUCCCUAUUAAGUUGAACCAAUUUGCAUGAUACAGUAAUUGCUUUCAGAGCAAACACUGUACCUGUAUCCUCUCAUUAAAGCUAAUAGUGAAGAGGGGAGGUAAGGGUGAUGAGUACAGUAGAACCUCUAUAUGCUGGAAUUCGCUUUUUGGGGACUUUUGUGAGGUGCUCUGGACUGUGUGUUCAUAUGUGCGUUUGGACAUUGUGUGUGGGUGUCCCACGGCACAUGUCUAUCUGAGUCCUGCUUACACUCAUAUAAUUAUGUGAACUUUUUAUGUAGAGUACAUAUGGUCUUACAGGGAUAUUUGAGGGUUUUAAGAAAUUAGUAAAAUUGUGUAGAGUACAGUACUGUACAUAUUUUAAGAAUUAAGUAAAAUUGUGUAGAAUACCAGUUAUAAGAAAUAGAAAAGUUAGAAAAAAUGCUUAUGAAAAGAACAUCGCUUGCUCACUGAAUACCCAGUACUGUACAGUCUGGGAAUAGUGGUGAAAGUGCUUAUAAGAUGUGAUAUGGGGCCCUGAAGGAGGGAGCCACCCAUCCUACUUCCUCCUACCUACUGCUUCCCGACAAUUCUCAUCCCAGUUUUUUCUUUACUCAUAAGGCACACAAGCACAGUAAAAUGACUUCAUCAAAUUCUGUGGUUACCAGUACUGUACUUACAUAUAACACUUUACUGUAUGGAACAAUCUUAUUGAGAACAGUUGUUGACAACCAAACUUAUGUCUGAUUUUCUUGAAGCAGGGUUACCCAGUACAGUAUGUCCAAACAUCCACCCUUCACCCCUGGAUUCACUUUUUUCAGACUUUCACUCUCUUUGGAUUGGGGUCUGCCCCAAUUAGUCUAGUGUAUCAAAGUACUACAAUACUGUAUAUGUAAAAGAAUUAUCUGAUUAAUCCAAACCCAAGCCAACAUUAUAGGGGGCUGAUCCCAAGUACAUAUUGCCCCAAGUUAGUUACCCUGUGGUGAGAAUAUUCAGGGUGAUGAAAGAUAUUAAAAGUUUAAUAAAAUAGUCAAUAUUUUGAUAUGUUACAAGUUUGGGCCUCUUGGAACCUGUUUUUACCCCCAAAGACUUACUGACUAUAAUGAAAUAUCCUACUCUGGCUUGGUUAGUAAAGAGGAUUUCAAGAUCGAUGCUUUGUUUUUAUAGCAUCUCGUAUUAAAAGUGUACGAUAUAUCCAGACCAUGCAUUUUAGAUAGUAUUUAAAGUGUGUAUAGUAACUAAAGUCCAAGGAAGAAAUAUAUCUUCUUGUACAGUCAGUUCUGCUAUAACGCGAUAGUUGUGUUCUUGUAAAACAUCGUGUUAUAGAAAUUCACGUAAUAGAAAUAACAGGGCUUAUGGAGAAAAUAGGGUUAGGUGCAGAUUACUACUCAAAAUUGAAAAAAUUUUAGUAGUUAGCCAAACACAAAGGUUAGCACAGUCUAAAUAAAUGUUACAUUCAUAUCUAAUAAUGAAAUCAUACAGUAAAUGUAACACUUUACCUUGAAAAAAUAUGAAUAUAACUUGAUGGGGGAGAAGGGUGAUUUUGAGGUUGAUAACAUCGAGCUUAUCUUCAAGUGUUAUAGCCUUUCUUUUACGGUCAUCAACGGGAAUGCGAUCAACAGAACGCUUCUUGGAGAUAUUCUUCUUUACCAUAUUCACAGUUAAUACCACAAAAUUGGAGAAAUAGUAAGCAAAAAUCGCGUUACAGCAAACAAGCGUUCGCGUUAUACAAAUAUCGUUCCUCUAUUCAUAAAUCGCGUUAGAGCCAAUUCGCGUUGUCAAAACACGCGUUAUAGCAGAACUCACUAUGUUGAUAAUAAUUCGGCAGAAAGUGCAUUCCUUCCUAGUUACAAAAUAUUAUGUAAGAAAAUACACUAUAAUAAAUGUAUUCACAGCUUUAGUACCUUUGCAAGUUUUUUUGAAGAGCUAGGCAAAACAGAUUGUCAGUUGCUAAAGAAACUCAUUUUAACCAAGAUGAAAGUGAAUGUGUAUUGUAUUCUGUCAUUUGAGAUAUUCUUCUUGAGAAAUCCAAUUGCCAUUAAGUGAUGAAAAUUGAAGCAUGAUAUGAGGCGCUCAGAGCCAGAGUUAUGAAUCAACCAAACUUGUCUUCUGCUUUAGUUAUUGACAUUUGUAAUCUUUAUAUUCUUCCCAACUCAGUAACCAACCAUAGGAUUAUCAUGUUUUUUAUUUCUUAUAAUAGUAAAUCUAGUUUUGUUUUACAGGUAUUCCACUGUGUAUGGAUUUUUUUUUUUUACACUUAUGCCCCGAGUGACGUACUAAGAUGCCCGACUAGCAUGCCCCGGGUGACAUACUAAGACGACCGACUAACGUGCCCCGGGUGACAUACUAAGACGCCCGACUAGCGUGCCCCGGGUGACGUACUACGACUCCCGACUAGCAUGCCCCGGGUGACGUACUAAGACACCCGACUAACGUGCCCCGGGUGACGUACUAAGACGUUCGCCAUUUCCCGCCAGUGUUUAA
Messenger RNA from Homarus americanus (American lobster), 5755 nucleotides. RefSeq names its product phosphoglucomutase-2-like (gene Pgm2a). The coding region runs from base 96 to 1913 and encodes 605 amino acids. Gene Ontology annotation, molecular function: phosphopentomutase activity; magnesium ion binding. Gene Ontology annotation, biological process: carbohydrate metabolic process; purine ribonucleoside salvage. The record is from RefSeq and is a predicted model, not a curated record. NCBI's taxonomy places the organism in Eukaryota, Metazoa, Arthropoda, Malacostraca, Decapoda, Nephropidae. The transcript is spliced from 12 exons.